CACACGUGUAAAAAAAAAUUUUGUUCAGGAAAGUGGUAAUGGCUUGUACUGGCAAGUGUGGCAAAGUGCUUGGGAUGGUGGCCGUGUCCUGGUCAUUGCACACCUUAUGCUAUCCACCCUUCCAGCUCCUGAAGAGUGAAGGCACCUUAGCGCCUAAUUCUGGAAAUGGGAUAUUGACCCCGAUGAGCUGACGCCCAACUUUGAGUUUGGAAGGAAGAGUAGGUGUUAGUGAUGGGGCAAAAAGACCUUUAAGUGCAAAGGUUGGAAAGUAUGACAGGGUUAGAGGUGUUUGGAAGAGAGACAGGUGGGAAAAGAUUGAGGCCAGAUUGGGGAAGGCUAUGCUGAGUCAUUGAUACAAAUUUUACACACAGCAAUUGGAAACAGUAAUGCAUGAGCAAUCAGUCAUAAAGCCGACCUAACUUGUUUAGUGGAUCAUAAGGACAAGAAGGAACCGGUCAAGGGCAGAAUGUGUGCUGAAGCUGGAGUGAUCUGAGAAAACUUUACAGAAAGAUCUGGCAAGAUCCAAGCUGCAGGAGAAUGGACAGUGAGGUACAGAGAGAUGGAAGGAUCUUGGAUUUGAUUGACGAUGCUUGGCGAGAAGACAAGCUGCCUUAUGAGGAUGUUGCAAUACCACUGAAUGAGCUUCCUGAACCUGAACAGGACAAUGGCGGCACCACAGAAUCUGUUAAAGAACAAGAAAUGAAGUGGACUGACUUGGCCUUACAGUACCUCCAUGAGAACGUUCCCCCCAUUGGAAACUGACGCCUGGCUCCUUGUUCAUCCACAGAUUUUUUUUAGAUACACAGAUACAAAAUGUUUUCUUUCAGCCUCCUAAUUUGAGUCUUUUAGUGUUAGAUCAAUGCUCAAAAAUGUAAAACUAAUUUUGUGGCCACAAAAUGCAAUGUGAAAAUACUCAACCCAAACCGGAAACUGAUUGCGAUUUCUUGGGAUUGCAGAAUAUCUGGCCCUUUGAACCUAAAGUUCUUCAUUGACUAGCUCGUAUUUGAGCAUGAUUGAUUAAACAUUUGCCUUUAACUCUGA
Orcinus orca (killer whale) is the source of this 1041-nucleotide messenger RNA. RefSeq names its product anaphase promoting complex subunit 13 (gene ANAPC13). Bases 538 to 762 code for a protein of 74 amino acids. Gene Ontology annotation, biological process: protein K11-linked ubiquitination. Gene Ontology annotation, cellular component: anaphase-promoting complex. The record is from RefSeq and is a predicted model, not a curated record. The transcript has 3 exons. Lineage: Eukaryota; Metazoa; Chordata; Mammalia; Artiodactyla; Delphinidae.